This is a messenger RNA of Yarrowia lipolytica CLIB122, 234 nucleotides long. RefSeq lists its product as uncharacterized. Gene Ontology annotation, cellular component: cytoplasm. NCBI's taxonomy places the organism in Eukaryota, Fungi, Ascomycota, Dipodascomycetes, Dipodascales. The record is from RefSeq and is a predicted model, not a curated record.
AUGGGCACUCUCGGUAGACUCUUCCACUUCUCCUUUGACCUUGUUCUGGUCUCCACCAUUCUGGCCGGUGUCAAGCGAUCUACUGGUCUCACCAUCAAGACCAACGACUUUGAGAACAAGGAUACUCGUUCGUACAUCGAGCGAUACCUCGAUGUCGGCGAGUGGGUUUUUGACACCUCCGUGGCCUUCAUGUCCACCUCCAGCUACUUUGAACGACGACCCCCGCGAUUCUAA